GCUAGAGGAACGGAUACUAGGUCAGGCUUUGUUUGUGGAUGAGCUCCAUCACCUCCUCCAGAAAUGUGGACGGAUAUAAGGAAACUACUGCUCUUUCAUUUGUUAGCCCUGAAACUUCAUUCCUCAAAAGGAGCAGAGGCAGAAGAGUGUGAGGAUGGUCAGUUUCAGUGCAACAACAAAAGGUGUAUACCGACCAUAUGGAGGUGCGACGAUGAUGACGACUGCUCAGACAACAGCGACGAGGAAAACUGUGCCAGGAAGACGUGUGCRCCGGCAGAGUUUGCCUGUGCAAACGGCCAGUGUGUACCAGGCCGCUGGCGCUGUGACGGGGAACCAGAGUGUCCCGACGGRUCAGAUGAGGCAGACGCCACCUGUAGCAAACAGACGUGCCCUCCGGAGAAGUUUGACUGCGGCGGCUCUACCAACAAGUGUGUCUCAAUGUCGUGGCGAUGCGACGGCGAGCYGGACUGCGAGAACGGGUCAGACGAGGAGGACUGUGCCGCCGACGCCAAGUCCUGCCCAAAAAGCGAAUUCCAGUGCGCCAACCGCAAGUGCCUGGCACCUGUCUACGUGUGCGACGGCGAUGACGACUGCGACGACGGCUCUGACGAACUAAAAUGCUCCUCCCGCCACUCGCCAACGACCACCUGCGGCCCGCACGAGUUCCGCUGCAACACCUCAGAGUGCGUGCCUGUCAUGUGGAGCUGUGACGGCGACCCAGACUGCCCGGACGGCUCUGACGAGUGGCCGGAGCGCUGUGGGAGUGAAGGGUCGCAAUCGCGACGCAGGAUGAACUGUACAGUGGAGGAGUUUCGGUGCGCCAACYGGGAGUGUGUGAGGCUGGCGUGGAAAUGUGACGGGGAUCCGGACUGCAAGGAUAAAUCGGACGAGGCGGAUUGUCCUCUGCUGACGUGCCGCCCAGGAUUCCAGUGUCGGCACGGCUCCUGUAUCCACGGCACCAAGCAGUGUAACAAGGUCCAUGACUGUCCUGACCAGAGUGACGAGUCAGGCUGUGUCAACGCCACUAAGUGUGAGGGGCCCCUGAAGUUCCUGUGUAAGAACGGAGAGUGUAUCGACAGCGCCAAGGUGUGUGACAACGUCAAGGACUGCAAGGACCGCUCCGAUGAGCCCAAGAAGGAGUGUGGACUCAACGAGUGCACGCUCAACAACGGCGGCUGCUCUCACAUCUGUCUGGAUCGACCAAUCGGCUACGAGUGCCAGUGUCCCACCGGGUACCAGCUACUGGACAAGAGGACAUGUGGAGACAUUGAUGAGUGCGAGAGCCCCAACGCCUGCAGCCAGAUCUGCAUCAACUACAAGGGAGACUUCAAGUGUGAAUGUUACCAAGGCUAUGAGAUGGACCCUGUCACCAAGACCUGCAAGGCAGAGGGGAAGUCUCCCUACCUGAUGUUCACCAACCGCCAUGAGAUCCGUCGGGUGGACCCAGUGAAGAAGGAUUACAGCCAGGUGCUGGCAACCCAGAAAAACGCUGUGGCACUUGACAUAGACGUGACCAAUAAUCGCCUGUUCUGGUGCGACCGCUUCCACCGCAACAUCUACAGUGCUCUGAUCCCGGAGGCCAGUGUCCCGUCCCAGCAGGUGACCCUGGUGGACUCUGGCUCUCUACUCUCGCCCGAGGGCCUGGCCCUAGACUGGGUCCAGCACAACCUCUACUGGACCGACUCAGGCCACAAGACCGUCUCGGUGGCCUCGGCCUACGACGGCCUCAAGAGGAGGGUGCUGGUGGACACGGAACUCAGCGAGCCCAGAGCCAUAGCCCUGGACCCCCAGCACGGGUUCAUGUACUGGUCUGACUGGGGCACCCGGGCCAAGAUUGAGAAGGCUGGGAUGAAUGGGGUGGACCGACAGGUCUUGGUGUCAGAUAACAUCGAGUGGCCCAACGGCAUCACCCUAGAUGUAGCCAACAGGCGUCUGUACUGGGUAGACUCCAAGCUGCACCUCAUCUCCAGCGUGGACCUGAACGGGGCUCACCGCCGGACACACCUGUCCUCCUCAGAGAGACUGGGACACCCCUACGCACUGGCCGUGUUUGAGGACCGUAUCUACUGGACAGACAGGGAGAGGGAGGCGGUGUACAGCGCUAACAGGCUAACAGGCCAAGAUGUCAGCACGCUGGCCGAGCACCUCAACGACCCCCACGACAUAGUGGUCUUCCACCCACUCCGACAGCCCCAAGGCCCAGACAGCUGUAACUUGGGCAGUGAGGCCAACGGUGGCUGUGAGUACCUGUGUCUCAAAGCCCCCCAGAUCACAGAGCACUCCCCCAAGUACACCUGCGCCUGCCCCACAGGACAGGACCUGGGGCCRGACAUGCGGGGCUGUGUGCCAGCAAAUGAGACUAUUACCACACGGUCGCCAUUCCCCACCAGCUCGGUAGUCAUCAUCACGGCAAGUAUCGAGGAGGACAAAGKGGACUCCCAUUCCACUUCUGGGUUGUCCCAGGCAGAUGCCGGGGUCCGCCACCUCACCCCCGCCCCCUCCAGCACCCCAGAACCCCUCCUCAUUGCCAAACCUGGGGCAGAGGUGAAGGAGAAAGAUGGUCGGCGUUUGGAUCACACUACCUCCACCACAGUAGGGUCUGGGGACACUAAUGUCAUCAAGGAGGACAGCAACCUCUCUCACCACUCUGGAAGUGAGCAUUUUCUCCUGGGGGAGAACCUGACAGUGGCAGUUCUGGGAGUAGUCAUCCCUAUAGUUCCUAUUGUUGCCACAGUGGUCUUCGGUCUGCUCUGCACUGGCGUCUACCUGGUUUGGCGGAACUAUCGUGUAAACUCUACCAAGAGUAUGAACUUUGACAACCCCGUUUACCGCAAGACCACAGGCGAGGGCGAAGAGGACGAGAUUCACAUCGGACGGACGGACAGUGGCAUGAGCGGCCAGCACGGGCAUCACCCGUACCCAGUUGGAGUGGGGUGUGGCGUAGUCGGCGGGGGCGGAAAUACAUGCCCGCAGUUUAUCGCGCUGCCACUGGGUGGCAGUAUGCCCGACCCGGGGACUCACUGGUACACGGAGCAGCCUAUGCUGUCCACUACGGCUAAGUGAGGUGGGAAAAGUAGGAGGAUGGAGGCUAGACUAAAUGGCUGCUCAGGGGGUUAAUUUUCAAGAUGGCCGCUGCUCAAGCGCACACACAUACACACAUGCACCCGUACCAAGGUCAGGGGUCACUCACUGAGUCUGUUCAAGGGAUGGACAUAUGAUGUUAUCAUCACAUCCAGCCAUUCGGGACCAUGCUGUGCCAAUUCAUCACACAAAAUUGACAGUUUCAACACUUUCUAAGGUUUAUUUAUGUUAUGUCAGAGUUGGGGUUGGUUCGGUUUGAAUUCCUGUCAAUUCAGUUCUUGAAUUCUCUACGAAUCAAUUGAAUUUAGAUCACUGGACUUGAGUUGCAACUGAGUCGACACCAAUUCUGUUCAUCCACUUUUGAUCCAUUUCAGCAGUCUUGAGCUGUGCUAUCUGUCUCACGUUUAAGGCCGAGAGGAGUUCCAAGAGAUUCACUUUGCCCUUGACGUUAUACAUUUWUGCUCUCCAUUUUAAAUCCCUGGUGGAUCCUCGUUCUCUGGCUUUUUAGGAGGAGGUUUAAAAUGAGGGCAGCACCUUAGUUGGUUGAUGGGACAAUCUGUAUAGUUUGAAGCUAUUAAUUCAACACGUUUUAUCGUUCACCUCACGAUUACUAAAGAUGUCAUAGUGUUUUGUUAUUUUGGUCAGGGCUUUUGUCUUGGAGUGGAAGGUUUGAGAGAGGUGUGUGUGUGUGUGUGUGUGUGUGUGUGUGUGUGUGUGUGUGUGUGUGUGUGUGUGUGUGUGUGUGUGUGUGUGUGUGUGUGUGUGUGUGUGUGUGUGUUGUGUACUCUCUACAGUUCUUCUUUUGACGUUUUCCUGAUUGAACCUUAAAGGCUACAAGAGGACAAGCAGGGCAAAGGGCCGUUGAGAAAGUUUUGUGGCAGCUUUGGGAUCCAAAAGAAAGCGUAAGGCUUAGCGAGAGAAGCCUUUGUAGUUAUUAGCGGUAGGCUGGAUUUUUAGGCCCAGUGAAGACGUCUUGCUAGUGGCUAACAGUAUCCGUGUUAAGGCUUUUGUGUGUGUCUACGACAUGUCUCUAGACAAUUAGAAUGCGGCAAGUAUUGCUGGUCAAAAGUACAUUUCAUUUAUACUCAGGCUGACUGUCUGUAGAUCAUCACGACGGUGAAAACUGUUCUACUUUGACCCUGCCACAGUGUCCAUUGUCACGAGUAGAUAGKGCCACUGGCGCUACAUAACCAUGACAAUAAAUUCCAAACGCCUGAUUGACAGCUAGCUAGCUUGCGUUAGCAUACAGAAUAUACAUACAUUUAAUAUUAUGGACGACUGUAUGUUUUGUAGAGCAGAUGUUAAGUUUAGUUAUGGAGCACCCUUGUCUCUUUGCCGUUGAGAGGGAAGACUCCAAAGAUUCUCAACAACAAAAAAUCCUGGUUAGCAAUUGGUAGCCAACCUGUAAUUAAACUGACUUUAGCUGAGCUGGCUAUCUAGUCAAUCUAAUUCUAGACUAGGUGUGGGUAUGASAAAUCAAACAAGCAAAUAUUCAUCUCUUCUCAGGAGAAAGGCAGCACUUAAAAAGAUUAGGAGCAAGGCAGCUUCCUCCAUGUUUUCUCAUMUAUACGAAGGAUAGAAUGUAAUUCACUAUCACGUGACAACAUGAUGCUCAUGAUGUCAAUUUUGUGUUUAUACAAACAACCAAGUUUGUAAAUAUAAUUUUCAUGAUAUCACUGCAACAACAUGUCAAUAGAUGGACUACCAGCCUUUAGGUAUGAUAAUGACAACAGAGUUGGCUAGAGCAGAAUUAGCUAGCUAGAAGGCUAAUGUUUAACUAGGCUAAAGCAGAACCAGAUAUGGCUAAUGGCUACCAGGCUAAUGCUUAGCUAACCGUUUGAGAAAAGCAAUUAGAYGGUUGUUGUACUGAGGUGAAUCAUUUCGGCUAUUAUUCUCCUCUCCUCUUUUUAGCUGUUUUCCACGGCCACUGGUGAAUUUGUAAUCUGUUAUUGUUCAUUUUAUUUCCCCAUCUACUCUCUUUGUCAGUACAACACACACACACACACAGAGUCACUCACCCUCAAGAGAUCAUACACAGGGGGUAUUUUAUUAGUAUCCCCAUUAGCUGUUGAGAUAGCAGCAGCUACUAUUCCUGGGGUCCACACAGAACAUGAAGCAUGACAUAAUACAUAACAUUAAUAGACAAGAACAGCUCAAGGACAGAACUCCAUAAAUUGGACGGAACUACAGAAACAUUCACUUGCACUAGGAAGAUACUAUGUACACACAGCAUGCAUAAUCGCUCGCCCUUCACAAACACAAGCAUUCCACUCACUCCAAUGACAGACAGACACACACACACACACCAGACACGCGAACACAAACAUCCAUGCCCCUGUCUUCAUUCUUUGAGAAGAUGUCAAUGUGAGCUUUCAUAUAGGAGGCACUCAGUCAGAGGGAGGUCGACUGCUGACAAAAGGCCCCUGUCAGCUGAUUUGGUGGCRGACAUCACUGUGGCAGAUUUUGGCUUGCUUCCUAAAUGGCACCCUAUUCCCUUUAUAGUGCACUACAUUUUUUUACCAGGACCCAUAGGUAUACCCAUAGGGCUCUGGUCAAAAGUAGUGCACUAUGUAGGGGAAAGGAUGUCAUUUGGGACACGGCCUUAAACAGUAAUGAGGUUCAGUCAGGUUGGAUUCUCCUGUCAGUAAACACGACUGUCUUUUGUCCACCUCUCCUUUUGUCCUGUCCCGCACAUUGGUGAUCCYCUCAGAAAAUGUACAUUUCUGAGUCCCCUCCAUUGUAGUAUUGUCGAUCACGGUGUUGGGGUGAAAUGGGAUUUGGAAAGAGACAGAUUGAUAGGUGUGUGUAGUGGGGGUGGAUAUGUGUGUGUGCCUGUYUGUGUGUUUAUGCAUGUGUGCGAGUAUUUUUGUUCAUUCCACAGCCAUAUUGGAAACGUUUUGUACACUUUGUUGCUCAGCCCUCUCAGAAUGCCUUCUGUAUUGUGUGUGUUGCAUGGGAGAACGUGUGCGUGUGUGUGUGUGUGUGUGUGUGGUGUGUGUGUUG
Salvelinus sp. IW2-2015 is the source of this 6084-nucleotide messenger RNA. RefSeq names its product low-density lipoprotein receptor-related protein 8-like. Gene Ontology annotation, biological process: ventral spinal cord development. The record is from RefSeq and is a predicted model, not a curated record. Gene Ontology annotation, cellular component: plasma membrane; caveola. Gene Ontology annotation, molecular function: calcium ion binding; protein binding. NCBI's taxonomy places the organism in Eukaryota, Metazoa, Chordata, Actinopteri, Salmoniformes, Salmonidae.